Molecule: messenger RNA, 164 nt
Organism: Sphaeroforma arctica JP610
Lineage: Eukaryota; Ichthyosporea; Ichthyophonida
Exons: 1
Source: RefSeq, a predicted model, not a curated record
AGUGUCCUGAGUGUCUGCUGCUUGUGGCCUACUUAUAUCCAGAUACACCCAACGCUACACAUGGACGGAGUUUCAGCUUGAAAAUUGCGCACCAGAGCACACCAUAUCACGGCUUAGAUCACUCCACUACCCCAGCUGUACCACCGUUUCGUAUCUCAAUGUAA